AUGCCAACCUACGGGCGUUGCUGGCGCACGGUCCCCACCCAGAACCUUGCGCCCGAUCCAGAGGAGGCGGAAACCCUCCUGCACGGAACGAACCGCCUGCUCCCCCCAGAGGAGGUUGAGAAGCUCUGGGAGACGCAGUCUGCCGCAGAGUUGUGGGAGCCCGACCUGUGGGAUGCCGACAUCGGUACGGAAGGCUGCGACGAGAGCACCACCGACUUCGAGAUGAGCUUCUGGAUCAAGCCCCUGACCGGCAGGAGGUACCAGGCGUCGCAGCAGAGGUCGCGAGCGCGGCGGUACCCGAAGCAGAGGACUCCACGUACUCGAGCGUCCGUGUCUGGCAAAGACGUACAACAGCAUCGAGCGGCAUGCACCGUGCCGCCGUCCACCUUGGACGCAGCCAGCCGCUACACCCAGAGUUGCCCCGAACUUGCGAAGGCCGACCUUUGGGCGGAGACCAGUGACGAUACCACCGCCGCCCCGAUGAGUCGCUUCUGGGGCGACGACGCGUCCAUGGCCUGUGGCUUGUGCAUUGGGUCUUGGAAAGCCCUGGACGCGCGAAAUCAGGCAGCACGCACCCUGCAACUACGGUCCACCAGGGGUUGGCUACCCGGCGGCAUGCAUCGGGGAGAGCCCAGUGGCGACAUCAUCCGCCAGGCCGACGACGCCGGCCACCAGAAUGACCUGUCCGACGCCGACGACCACUUGGAGGGAGCGCUGGCGCGGGUGAUGGAGGAGGGAGGUUUCCUUGGUGACGACGCUGGUGGUCUCGAAGAGCAGGCUGAGCUCCGAGGCGCACCGCAGGACGGUGCCAGCGGUAGCGCAGAGCCAGCUGAACGGCCAGCGAAACGCCAACGCCGCAGUGACGGCGAGUCCUCCAUGGAUAGGCUGAGCAGAUAUUCCCAAAAAGGAUUGGACUCCCAUGGUGACAUCAAAUUUUCCACGGAAGAUACGACCGACGACAUACAGUCCAUCUACGCACGCCUCUACACUCUAGUCACGGGAGCGAUGGAUGGGGCUUGCGAUGCACUUUGGAGGGUGGUCGCGUGCGCGGUCGUUCUGCACUGCCUCCGCCUUUGCGAUAUCGGCCUUCGGGAGCACUGCUUGUUGCUGCACAUCUUACUGCACGACGUCGCCAUUCGCGCCCACGGUGGGGAGCUCUACAUGUACGGUGACGGCACGUGGCUUCCAUUUGCAGGCCUGGUUGCCGAGUCGGUGCUGGCCACAUGUAAGCGGGGCCUCCUGCGGGUUGAAGGGCUCUUCCUGCUCGUGGACACGUGGAAGAGGGCCGACGACGCUGCCUUCGUGGAAAAGUGCAAGGCCGCAUGGUCUAGCCACGGUGGUACCUCCGUCACGUUCACCGCCCACUGCGAGGUGUCCGCGUCCAAGGGGAAGAGGAGGUUCCAAGGCCCUGCCCCAGAUGAAACUGAGGAUCCUGCUGGUCCUGAACAGCAAGGGGGUCCCCAUCAACCAGGCGAGCGGGAUGAGGCAGAACCCAACGAGUCGCAAGGCGAGUUUGCAGCGAAGAUGGUGCAGAAAUUGUCCGCCGCUCUGCAGAACGAACUGUUGGGGGCGAAGCUGAUUAAGCAUUACGGCGAAUGGUGUUCGACUCCGAAGAGACCAGCCUCUGGCGUGUGCUUCAAAGACGCGUGCUUGCUGUUCGGGCCGAACGGGGAGACCAAUUUCGUCGACAAGGGCCAGUCGAUGAACGUGUACAUUCACGUGCCCCACGCACUGAAGGACCCCGUCCUGGAGACCCUCGCCGCCAUGUGCCUCGUCCUCCAGGGGGGGAACAUAGACCGCUGCUUUUGGACGAUCGGACCUGGUGGCGUGGGACAAUCUCUGCUGACCCAUCUCGUGGACAACGUCUUCUCGGGCCUGCACGCGUUCCUCGAUGCAACGGUGUACUACGACGGCCACGAAUUAAGGAAACAGGCGGAGCAACUCGUUCACGAGCUCAUCACCACUGGACAGGAAGCCGUCGAAGGGUCGAAGCACGGAUUCCGCGAAGACCUGUGCAAAAAGCAUAUAUCGGCCGACCCGAUCGCAGCUCGUCUGCCGUAUGGCAUUGUCACCCACCUGGUAUCGCUGCAGGGCUGGAAAAGAUUAGAGCUCAACAAAAUCAUUCGGUUCGCUGGAGUCACUGCCGAGAGCAUCAACAGCAUCGAACGCCGCACGUGGGCUUGCAUCAUCAAAUCCAGGUUUGUCUCGCCAGAGGUUCUCAGCACAAUGCCCGACGCGGCGUCGAUGGGUGUGUUCGUGAAGAAUCCAGGCUUGAAGACGUUAGUUCGGUCUCCCCAGGUCGCGCCAGCGAUGUGGCGGAUUUUGCACGGGUUCAUGAGGAGCCAUUCCCGCAGCGAGUCCUUCGCCAUGAUUGAGGAUUACGCCGAGGGCGGGGAUGGCGGCACCACCGUGGACUGCGUGUACGCGGCGACGGGCGUGCAACGCCGCAGCAAAGACACUGGCACAACCUCUGCCCCACCUGCACCAGGGGGACUCCCUGCGCCCUUCAACCCGAUGGCAGCCCAGGAGGAGGCCGAUCGGAAACUCAGCCUGACACUAGCAGUUCUGCUGUUGGAGAACCGCGUGGACUCCAUCACGGCAGAGGAGUUUGCGAACAAGCUUGGGCAUGGCAUGGUAUCUGGUACUGCGGAGAAGAGAAAGUCGGAGUUCGAUCGCCUUGUCACAGCUGGCCUCUGGGUCAAGAACGGCACGGGCAGUAAGGGUAACACGUCUUACGUGCCAGCGCAUUGCUUCGCGCGCAAGCCCGACUGCCACUGGCCUGGGCAUGCGGGCGACGACCUGCCAGCCCUUCAGGAGCAAGUGCAGUGCCAGAGCGUCAUAGAGUAUGCCGACAACGCCCCCCGUUGCCAGAACGUGGCCACACUACAAGAGUACUGGCGCCAGAUGUGCGACUUCCUGGUGCCGAAGCAGCGGGGCCGGCUGUCGGCGCGACAGCUAGACAUGAAGAACGAUUUCGCGCACAAGGGCGAGAAGCUGGUUCACCAGGAGCGCGAGCUUCAGAGACUGGCAGAGCACAUGCGGGGCCAAGUUGGGGCCGCCGACGGCGUCGCGCCCGAGACGUCGACAUAUGCGGCGUCAUACUCAAGGAGGGGCAGUCGCCGUUCACGGCUAUACCUGGACACCUACGGCGUGCAGGCCCUCAGCAACGCGGCGAAGCACGUGGUCAUCCCCGAGGCGCACGACUGGGACAUCUCGAAGUGCAUGUUCACGAUCGCCCUGCAACUCCUCGGCAAGGCCAUUGCACUGAUCUCUCACCAGGCGAUCCAGUUCGAGUGUAUCACUGCACUCACACAGAACAAUGCUGAAGUUCUCGGCCAGCUUGGGGUGCCUUACAACGCUGGCAAGAAGCUUUUCCUCAAGGUCGUGAACGGCGGGCGCAUCCCUGAAGAGUACUCGACGAACAACUUUUUGAAGGCAUUGCAGCAAGAAGGGAUACUGCUACGUUGGUUUGCAGUGGCGAUGGACACGGAGGCGCACGCGGCCACCGCCGAGGCAUGCAACGGGAAAGCUUUGCACCAGCAGGCGGGGCCAUGGCCAGUGAACGUCGCAACGCCAUGCUGCCUUAGGGGCGUGGUUUGGGUUGCCGCGCUCACGGCCGACCCGACGAAGCACAACCCCGCCGCCUCCUCGUGGUACUACACUUGGACUGAGAUGGAGGACCUGAUACUCAACGCAUGGUCGGGGCACGUUAUCGCAUCGCUACGGAACGUGACACAUCUGAGUUUGCACUACGACGGCCUCGUGAUCAAUCCCGAGGCGGUCGUCGACGACGAGUCGUUUGCUGCAGACUGCCAGGGCGCCAUCUUACGGUCCACUGGUUUCGCCGUCUCCAUCGUGCGGAAGACGACGCACACCUUCCUCGAGUUAGUGAAACUGAACGGCACCCACGCCCAGGCCGCGUUCCCAGUCUUGCCGAAGAGCCUGCUCAAGAACGGCAAUUGCAUCCUCGCGGCGUUGGCAACGGCCACCCAGCGCCAGCAAGCCAUUGGAAUAUUGACAUCAGCGUCAAGUGCAGCGAACAAGGCUGCAGAGCGCAAGGGGUACCGAACGUACCAGGAGGCUUCGAAGAUGUGCGAUGUACACCUGCAUCCCCUCAGAACCCCCGAGCAGCGACUUGCCGAGGGCUGGUGCCUCCUCCAUGUGGAGAACAAGGGCGUGCAGCACUGCGUCGCCAUGCAGGUUACGGCUGUCGCGUGCACGAUCGUGGAGAACACCGAGGCUUGGACGGUGCCGCGGGGCGCAUGGAAGACGUAUUGGGACGAGGCAGUGGAUCGCAAGUUCCUGGUCCUCUUUCAACUGGCUACCGAGGAUUUACCCGACGACGCCCCAGAGAGACAUUUGCUACGCUUCGCCGCUGGAGCAAGAGCGCAAGUAAAGAGUCGCCAGUACAACUCGUGCCCGACACCGAAGAGGGGCAAGCAGAGAUUGCUCCAGGGCAGGGCGCCAGCCAGGACGAACAAAGGUAGAGCGGGCGUCAAGAAGACAGCCAUGAAGAAGCCAGCCAAGAAGCGAUUCCGCAUCCCGAAGAAUAUCCCGUACGUGCCCGCGCACCAGAAGGCGAUGGCUGACGUGGUCGGAGACAGGAGACAGACGUGGAGCAUGACGCUCACCGCGUUGGCAAAGCUGUCCCCCAAGCAAACUAUCGACCACCUCAGGGAUGUCGGUUUAUUGCCCAAGUGGGACAGGGGCAGCGCUUGCCCGUUCUGCGGCGCCAAUCGCCUGGGGCCGUUGAGGUUCGACAAGGCGAGGGGGUGGAGGCACAGGUGCAAUGCGAAGGCUUGCAUGAAAUGGGUGUACCCGCACGCCUGCCACCCAAUUUUCGCUUUGUCCGACGGGGCCUCGUCGGUGCCGCUCAACCGACAGGCGCAGGUCCUCUUUUGCAAGGUGGCUGGCGUGAAAUCAGGACAGAUACAUCUACUGACAGGAGUUUCCAGCAAAACCGUGGAGAGUUUAUCUGCGCGGUGGCGGCGAACUGUCAAGGCGCACGUGCUGAAGCGCCAGCGCACGAUGAAGUUUGGGGACAGGACUAACUGGACUGAGGUGGAGGUGGAUGAGACGGUCAUCCGCGGCAGGAAGGACAACAAGAAGAAACGUGUCACUUGGUUCAGCUACUGCGGUCCUACUUCGAAGAAAGAUUGGCGUCCCAUCUGCAAGAAGUACGUCACGAACCGUAAGGUUAUACUUCAUAGCGACGGCGCCAGAGCCUACCGGUUCACAAAGGUGCCGGGCGUGAUCGUGGACACGGUUCGCCACAAGCGUCCGCGGCCAGUCUACGCAGCCCGUUGGCGGCACGUCUUGCCCGUGGACUUCCUGAGGACGGCCAAGCCGAAAUCGGAGUGGGGCGCCACGGAGAUCAGGUGGGUGAAGAAGGGCACCCAGAUCAUAGACAAGGUGUGGGGGGCCCUCAAGUCAUUGAUCCCGAGAACCACGCAGGCCCACGAGAAUAGAGUAGAAUCGGCAGUCCGCGAGGCUCAGUGGUUCCUGUGGAAUAAGGGCAGGGACCGCUGGAGCGCU
Prorocentrum cordatum is the source of this 5535-nucleotide messenger RNA. The record is from the annotation of a GenBank genome assembly. NCBI's taxonomy places the organism in Eukaryota, Dinophyceae, Prorocentrales, Prorocentraceae.